AUGGCAACCAAGGUCUACCGCCACCUCCUCUAUAACCGCCUAGGUCGCACAGACAACAAGCUCGACCCAAGCAUACUACGCCUAGGCAUCCUACUCGUCCUGUUCGAUGUCUACAUCACCUGGGCCCGGAUCGAACGCUCAAACACCUCCCUCUCAGGAGCCGAGCACGGCGAAGGAGGAGGGCCAGAAUGGGCGCUGGCUAAUGCACCGAUCAUCACGCAGUACCUCUUCUUCCUGACUAUGAACGUUCUCGCGACCGUCGCGCAGCAUGCCUCCAUCCGAUUCCUGUCGAGAUAUUUAAUGGACCGCUUCGACAAACGUCAGCCGGGCGAUCCCAGCAGCGACGAGACAGUCUCAGGCCGCGCCUCACCCUCAGCGAUCUCAACGGCGCUGCUUGUAUCGAGCUGCACAAAGCUUUUCCCCAUCCUGCUGGUCAUCUGGCCGACCGCCAACUCCGACUCCUCCGAGCCGGACUCGGAGGCAUCACUAGGUCGCGGUCUCGGAAAGGCAUUUGUGUCGAAUGCGUCCAACUACGUUGGUUGGGUGGUACUGCUGAACAACAUUGAAGCGCUGCUCAUUCUGCUUGAUUGCGGGUACGUGGUGGCAACGGGGCUUGCGCUUACGGGGUUGAUGUUCAGGCAGACUGUUGAGGGAAUGGCGUUGGCAAUGGUUGGGCUCAGGGGUACGGCGAGCCCGGAGGCUGUGAGUCAGGGCUUGCAAAUGCUCCAACGAUCAUUGUCGUGGUGUGGAUGGGGAUGA
Messenger RNA from Cyphellophora attinorum, 759 nucleotides. Its product is annotated as Protein arv1. Lineage: Eukaryota; Fungi; Ascomycota; Eurotiomycetes; Chaetothyriales; Cyphellophoraceae. Bases 1 to 759 code for a protein of 252 amino acids. The record is from RefSeq and is a predicted model, not a curated record. The transcript has a single exon. Gene Ontology annotation, biological process: intracellular sterol transport; regulation of plasma membrane sterol distribution; sterol metabolic process. Gene Ontology annotation, cellular component: cortical endoplasmic reticulum; Golgi apparatus.